Messenger RNA from Stomoxys calcitrans (stable fly), 1930 nucleotides. RefSeq names its product angiotensin-converting enzyme. The record is from RefSeq and is a predicted model, not a curated record. Bases 1 to 1896 code for a protein of 631 amino acids. Lineage: Eukaryota; Metazoa; Arthropoda; Insecta; Diptera; Muscidae. Gene Ontology annotation, biological process: proteolysis. Gene Ontology annotation, molecular function: metallopeptidase activity; peptidyl-dipeptidase activity. Gene Ontology annotation, cellular component: plasma membrane. The transcript is spliced from 7 exons.
AUGAAUGCAUUGUAUGAGAUUACAAAUGUAAAUUUCAAUGAAUAUGAUUUAAUGGGUCAGCAAGCAAAGGAACAUCAUUUGGAAUUGAAUUAUUUAAAUAAAUUGUCCUUGGCCAUCACUUUUUAUGAGCUGAAUGCCAUAGCGUUUUGUGAGCAAGCAAGUAAACGUUACUACUCUCUAUUUGAUAAUUUAUCGGCAGAGACCUAUGCCACAACCAAUGAGGAGGACUUUGCUACUCUCUACAACCGAGUGGCCACUGUAAAAGGAAUUAGUCGAGAUAUUCUGCAAAUCUCUAGGGAGGCCAAAGAAUUCAAUAAAACUCUAAUACAAGAUGCAGAUCUCCGACGAGCCCUUGAUAGACUCAGCUAUGUUGGUGGCCUAUUUGUAUUGGGCGAUGAAUACUUUGAGUCAGUCCUGAUUUCAAUGAAUGCCUUGAAAAGUCUCUCGACCGACAAGGACAUAAAACCAUACCAAGCUGAAGUUGAUGCUAAUGUGCAAAACAUUGCACCAAUUGCCUAUUAUCCAGAUAUACAGAAGAUCUACGAGUCCAGUAGUGAUGCCAAAGAGUUGCAAUACUAUUGGAUGAUGUGGAGAGAGAAAAAUGCCAUAUGGGCUGCUGUUAAUCUUCAAAAUAUUAUUGAUGCCAUACGUAAUGCAGCUAAAUUGAUGGAUCGUUCUCCACUUGAUUUCUACUACAAUGCCUAUGAAUCACCAGAAAUUUUAGUUCAAAUGGAUCAGAUUAUGUUGGAACUUAAACCUGCCUAUUUACAAUUACACGCCUACAUACGCAAUGAAUUAGCCAGAAAAUAUAACCAUGAAGAAUUGCGGGAUACUGGACCCAUACCCGAUCAUUUAUUCCAACAAGUUCUGGCACAAACGUGGAAGGAGAACAGUGUCAUUGAAGAGCAUUUUCCUUUUCGAGACUUGCCCUCCUAUGAUCGUCUUGUGGAAGGUCUAAGCAGCCAGAAACUGAUUUUCCAUGCCCAAGGCUUUUAUAGAUCUUUGGGUUUCACGGACCUGCAGGAAGAUUUUAUUCAAAAUCGUCUCAAAGAAGUGGGUGCUGCAGAAGCCAGUGCAGACUGUAGAGCAAAUAUUUUCGAUAUGACACCCAAUGUGCGUAUGCAGUACUGUCCCAAUAUCGAUUUUAGGAAUUUUAUGCAAAUGCAUGGUCACUUGGGACGUAUUCAUUAUGCAGUUGAAAAACACAAAUUGCCUUCAUACUUUUUUCAGGCCUAUGGCUUGGAAUAUGCCGUGGCUGAAGCUGUUACUCUGGCAGCAUCUACCCCAAAACAUCUACAAACUUUAGGUUUGGCAAGGGACUUGAAAUAUUCUGAGGAAACGCUAAGGAAUCGCCACAUACGCAUGGCCAUUCAUACUUUUCUAAAUAUACCCUUAUUCUAUGUCCACACCAAAGUGAUUAACGAAAUGCUGCAAGGCAAUGUCAAAUUGGAUGGAGUUAAUCGUCUCUACUGGAAGCUAAUGCAGGAAUAUGUUGGUGUGGAACCUCCCAUGGAUAGAGGUGAAAGUUGCCUAGAUCUACCCUACAAAUUCUAUUUGGAUUUGGAAACCAAUCAUCAGACUUUGAAAUUUGUGUCGGAAAUUUUGGGUUACCAAUUGUAUGAAGCUUUUUGUCAACUCACCAACGGGCAAACUCCUUUGCAUAAUUGUAAUUUCUAUGGCAACAGCAAAGUGGGGAAUGCUUUAAGAUCCAUGAUGUCUCUGGGAUCCGGUAAACCUUACCAUGAGAUCUUAAAUGAAAUUUUACCUCAUAAUCCUUCCAUAAACGCUCAGUCCUUAUUAGCAUAUUAUCAACCUAUUAUCGAUUGGCUGAAAAACUUCAAUAGCAAAAAUAAAAUCCAUAUUGGAUGGGAUGAUACCAAGAGAAAGAUUAUGUAAAUGGAGUUUUUAGUUAUUGAAUAUCUAGAACAAA